Messenger RNA from Botrytis porri, 2286 nucleotides. RefSeq lists its product as uncharacterized. The transcript has a single exon. Lineage: Eukaryota; Fungi; Ascomycota; Leotiomycetes; Helotiales; Sclerotiniaceae. The record is from RefSeq and is a predicted model, not a curated record. Bases 1 to 2286 code for a protein of 761 amino acids.
AUGCCAAAACAAGUCAGAAAAAAUAUACCCCCAAGACCAUCGCAAAAACUUGAUCAGCUCUCAAGCCGCCUUUCCCAUACUCUAUACCUACUCCACUCUGAGGCCAGAUUGGUUCCAUCUCGGAAUUGCUCUCUUAGAAAAAGAAAAGGUCUACUCGCCAAAGCCAAGGAGGCUCACGGACGCAAGACCAAAACAAGACUAGCUCCAAGAAGAAAACUCGAAAGAAGGGUCGUACUCAGCCGAAUUCGUCGAGAAAAUAAUGGAAGUUUGCCAUCGACAGUCAAUCAAACAAGGAAGCCUCGAAGAGAAGCUCCUGUGGUCAUAAACUUAGUUUCAGAAAGCGAGGAUACAGAAAUCGAGGAACUAGAGAGCGAGAAUCACGAAAGUGAGAAUGAGAAUAGGAGUGAGGAUGGUGCUGAAGAAGGUAAAAAGAUCACCAGGUCAAUUUCGAGCGAUGUAAGAAAGACCCGAAGUAUUUCAGUUGUUGCAAACGGUUGGAGUCAGGCACAUCCGCAUCAGCAUAGUAGCGAAACUACAGAUGAUGAAGAAAAAGAAGACCGCUAUGUUCCAGUUAAGAAAUAUACAGCAAAAAUUAAGUGUCUGCCGCCCAAUGAAGAUAUGCCUGAAAGACACAAGGGCAGUAACACUGCUACCAGAAACGAAGAAGAUCGAUACAGUGAAGAGGGCGACGAUAGCGAGGAGGAAAAGGUUAUUCGUUCUGCGCUUUCAGAAUACACAGGAAAUUCACUCAACCUUCCGAUCGCUAAGGGCACGGUCCCUGGACCCAAGUAUGGCAGAGAGCUUGCAUUGGCACUUCAACAGCUAGAAGAAGACACUAUUUUAACUUCAAAGAAUUCAAAACAAGCACCUCAUUUCAAGAAAUGUCAUAGCAAUAUGACUCAAAGAGGUGAAGGAUACAUUAGUGGACAAAACCUUAUGCCGAAGAUUCAACAAGGAAACACGAGCAUUACCUCAUCGUCAACACCAGAACUCAAAACGAAGGGCCUCUCACACAAUAAAGAGAUCAUCAAUCUGGGAGUCAAGCGCGGAAGAAACGGCAUGCCGAAGAUACCAGAAGAUGUGGAAGACAGUGGAACCGAAGAUGAAGAGGAAACAGGAGAGCCUGCAAUUUUUCCCGCACAGUCACAUUCGACUCCCUCAAAAAACACAUCACCAGCACAUGCCAGCAUGGCUCUACGGUGCAAACGGAAGUUGGACACCAUGCCAAGUAGUGCAAAAAAUCAGGAAAAUAAGGGGCAGCCAAAACAUUCCACCAAUCUAUCUUCUCUUUUGUUAGAUGGAUCAGGAUCGAAGCACCAAAAGACAGCGGCGGUCGACUCGCCCAACGAAGUGAAUAAUAAAAUCGACGGAGUGCUCCAGGUUGAGUCUAUGAAUAAACCCAUCUUAGAGAAAGUUACAAAUCAUCGUUUGUCUAGAGAAACUAUCAGAACCAAAUCAGCAAAGUGUUUCGCCGAUCUUCCAGGUUUGGUAAUUCGUCAAAUCGUCGAUACCGUUUGUGAACAGGAAGAUGGAAAGCUCAUCUCUUCAAUAUGCUUCGGACUCACCUGUAAACUUCACUGGGCCUUUUUCAAAGCCCGAUGGUGUCCCCAGGGCAGUGAUACAAUCUACGAGGGAUACCUACCCAAAGAAGACCAAGUACUUCUAGCACCUUCGCUACAGAAUUGGGUUCCGGAAAGAUAUCGAAUAAUGUCGGGGAAGGAUGGUAAAGGUGGUUCAGGCUUGGUCCCCAUGUUUCUUUCAAAGAAUCAAUACGGGGAGGGGUAUACGAGAGAAGAAAAAAGAUUGGAGAAAAGAUACGUUGCCUGUCUCUCCAUCCUCGAUGCUACAAAUCUAGAUGGUCUGCAGCUAAAGUCCAGCCGCGGCUUACAUGCGAUGAUAGAUAACACGAUUGGUUUACCAAGCCCGUAUGAAAUGGGUCAUUCUUGGUACGACGCUAGUGCCUCUGAAUACUUAUUUCUGGUUGAGGAAUGGGAAUAUUCAACAUUAAAUGGUGACGGUCCUGGAUUCAAAGCCAUUUGUGAGUCGUGGCAUACUUUUCAAGAUACCUGUCUGUGGGACUGGGUCAGUGGGAAUAGUUUUAAUCAGUUUCAUGAAGAUUGGAUGGACGACGAGGGAAUGAAAGGAAGGCAAGAGGUCAAGAAGACUUUACUCAAGUUUGACAAGAAGGUGAAACAUUUUGAGGCAAAUAAUCGCGAUUUGGAAGAUACGAAUAUCGCUGGUGCUGUUAAUGAAACGAUGGUGCAGGAUAUCACCCAGGUUCUAUGA